AUGGCCCACUCCCCACCAUUGAACAUCUACGCCAUCGGCGCCAUGUCGUCCGUGCUUAUUGUGUACGCCUGGCUCAAGUCGCCACUUAAGUACAAGUGGGCAGCUGAAAACAGAAUCAGUCCAAAGGCUGAUUUGGCAUGGAGAAACGGAGCCCAAAAAUGGCUCGACAGCAAAUCUACUUAA
Molecule: messenger RNA, 183 nt
Organism: Sungouiella intermedia
Lineage: Eukaryota; Fungi; Ascomycota; Pichiomycetes; Serinales; Metschnikowiaceae
Source: the annotation of a GenBank genome assembly